CACUAGCAUCGAACAGUUGAAAGCCGUCGCUCAGCUAUGCAACACGAUGUUUCAUUCAAAAUAUAACUUGUUGCAGUACCAAAACGAUUUGGAUGAGGACGUCGUUGGCAUGCUGAAAAACCUGUCCUUGUCACGCCACGAUACACUUGGAUUGUGUCAGUACUGCAACCAGUACAUGCUCUGUGGAAAACAUCUUAAGAGGACGCUCACCGAGGAGGGUUUGUGUUACACCUUCAAUAUGAUGCCGGAAGAGGACAUCUUUCGCAAAAGCUCGCUCCACACGGACUAUACGUACACGGAGAGUUGGUUCUCUUUCUCGGACCAUGAAACACUGUAUGCACGUGGUGCAGGAUUGCAUGCCGGGCUUACAUUGUUCAUGCGACAAAACAAGGAAGAUGUGGACUACAUGUGCACGGUAUACCAUACAGAUGGCAGAUUCCAUGCGCACUGCAUCCAAAAAUAAAUAAAGACUAAUCCUUUACCUCCCAUUCCAUAGGGAUUCUCUCAAGGAUACAAGCUUAUGAUCCAUGAUCCGGGCGAGUACCCACAGGUGUCGGGCCGCAACAUGCGCAUACCCUUUGGUCACGAGAUC
Anopheles gambiae (African malaria mosquito) is the source of this 592-nucleotide messenger RNA. RefSeq lists its product as uncharacterized. Gene Ontology annotation, biological process: sodium ion transport. The record is from RefSeq and is a predicted model, not a curated record. The transcript has a single exon. Gene Ontology annotation, molecular function: sodium channel activity. The coding region runs from base 47 to 463 and encodes 138 amino acids. Gene Ontology annotation, cellular component: membrane. NCBI's taxonomy places the organism in Eukaryota, Metazoa, Arthropoda, Insecta, Diptera, Culicidae.